Messenger RNA from Paramuricea clavata, 1018 nucleotides. The record is from the annotation of a GenBank genome assembly. Lineage: Eukaryota; Metazoa; Cnidaria; Anthozoa; Malacalcyonacea; Plexauridae.
AUGCUUGUGGGUGAGAUAUUUGCAGAUAUGACAAAAAGGAAGGAAAAAUUCGAGAAGAAAACCGGUGUUAGCUUGGACAACUAUUACAGAUUGGCUGCGAGCGAAGUCGAGAAUGAGAAGAAAAGAAAAAAAAAGUCUGAGGAGUUACAUGAGGCGAGGAAACGUGCAAAAAAGGUUAUAUUUAAUUUUAAAAAUUUUUACAUUUUUUAUUUAUUUAUCUAAAAUACGUCCUAGUUGUUGUUGUAGUUCUGGAAAUUGUUUUAUCUUCUUUACUGCUGGUUUUCCACAUGUUGUCAAGUGUUCAGCUAUUGCAUCUUCGAUCUUUGCGUGUUGACUUGAGAAUGUUGUCUCGUCGUUGAGGUGAACGUAUUCGUAGAUUUUGGGUUCUGUGCGGGAAUUUCUGUAUUUUUGACUAGCAACUGUUCGAGUGUUUUGUCUCGAUCUGGGUGGGCGAGAUAUUCGGCUACGGCAUCUUCUAAGUUCGGUUUGAUGCUCGUGAACUUUUUAGACUUGUUCAGAUUAAUGUAUUCGAAGUCUGCGGGUUUCGUGUAGUACACGCGACCGGUCGACAUAAAUUCCUGCGUACCUAUUUCCUCGAUUCGUUUGAAUUUUUCUUCGAACUCGACUUUUCGCGCAUCUUCCGUUUUACGCCAUAUGUCAAGACGACAAUUCUCACAGUAUCGAGUGCGAAAAUGUAGUUUACGAUCGUGUGCAUCCGUAUGUUCGCAGUGUAGGCAUCCGUUGUUGAGACAUUCUUUUUUUGUUAGCGACAGUACGAUAUUUUUUUCGAUCGGAGUCAUUCUUCCUUCGUCGUCGCUCAUGUUUUGUGUUUUUUCUAGGUUCGGGUUUGUUUGGCGAUAAAGAGCCAUGGUGCCCUACACUUAUAAAUGAUGGGUAUGUGGAAGCUGUCAAAGGUGAAAUUGAAGAUGAGCAAAUCAAUCGUUAUGAUGAAAUUAUAAUCAUAUCUAAUUACCCUACAAAGAACGAUGAGCACAUGGUAUCCAACGGAAGUAAAUAA